GCGGCGGCAUGGGCACCCGGCAGACCAAGGGCAGCCUGGCGGAGAGAGCCAGCCCCGGCGCGGCGCCCGGCCCCCGCCGCGAACGGCCCGACUUCUGGGCGUCGCUGCUGCUGCGCGCCGGGGACAAGGCGGGGCGCGCGGGCGCCGGCGCGGGGCUGCCCCCCUACCACCGGCGCGUCGGCAUGGUCCAGGAGCUGCUGCGGAUGGUGCGCCAGGGCCGGCGGGAGGAGGCGGGGACGCUGCUGCAGCACCUGCGCCAGGACCUAGGCAUGGAGUCGACCUCGCUGGAUGAUGUUCUGUACCGCUACGCCAGCUUCCGGAACCUGGUGGACCCCAUCACGCACGACCUCAUCAUCAGCCUGGCCCGCUACAUCCACUGCCCCAAGCCGGAAGGCGACGCGCUGGGCGCCAUGGAGAAGCUGUGCCGGCAGCUGACGUACCACCUCAGCCCCCACUCCCAGUGGAGGCGGCACCGGGGGCUGGUAAAGAGGAAGCCACAGGCCUGCCUCAAGGCUAUCCUGGCCGGGAGCCCUCCAGACAACACAGUGGACCUGUCAGGCAUCCCACUGACCUCCCGAGACCUGGAGCGGGUGACCAGCUACCUGCAGCGCUGUGGGGAGCAGGUGGAUAGCGUGGAACUGGGCUUCACAGGCCUAACGGACGACAUGGUCUUGCAGCUGCUGCCAGCACUCAGCACACUGCCGCGCCUCACUACACUAGCGCUCAAUGGCAACCGGUUGACCCGGGCCCUGCUGCGUGACCUCACUGACACCCUUAAGGACCCCAGCAAAUUCCCCAGUGUCACGUGGAUCGACCUGGGCAACAAUGUGGACAUCUUCUCAUUGCCCCAGCCCUUCCUCCUCAGCCUGCGCAAGCGGUCCCCGAAGCAGGGCCACCUACCCACCAUCCUAGAGCUGGGGGAGGGCCCAGGCUGUGGGGAGGAGGGCCGGGAUGGCACAGAGGGCCAAGAGGACCCUGGAGGGGGCUCUCUGGCCCCUGCCAAAGACUAUGAGGACAGGGAGACUGUAGGCGCAGCUCAGACAUGAUACAUAAGUGGGGGACCUCACCUGAGAGCCCCUGUGGGGUAGGAUGGGUGAAGCAGGCUAGGGGUUCCUACCAUGGGGCUCAGGCUACCACUACCACCCAGAAUUGGCCUGGGCAGCCCCACCCAUGGGAAGCCAGACUGUAGCAUCUGGGAAAGGGGGACUGUAGUAUUUCUCUUUGGUCCUCUCCAUCUCCCCCUUGUCAACCCCAUUAUCUGCCUUUUGGCUCCUGAGAGAUCAUCCCUGGCUCAAGAGGCCCUCAGCCUCCCCAGACUUGUGGGCAGUGUACAGUUUGGAGAUGCUGGAAGCUUGAGGAAAUGUGAAUGCUAAGAGCUUUCCCCCAGAAAAGGUGUAGUUCAGGCCCUACAACCACCCCAGGAUUUCCAAAUUCUGCAUUCCAUUUCUUCUAUUCAGAGCAGCAAACUUUAGCCAGAUGCUAAAUCUGCCCCUGCUCCAGGCAGGUUUUCCAACCUUAACCCUAACUCCUGGCUGAAGGUUGGAGUAGGGGACUGGCUGCCGGAGACCCCAGGAGCCUAGUCCCCAUCAGGACUGAAGGCUAUCUACCUCCUCCUUGUGGAGCCCCAAGCCGUUUGCAACCCAUUUCCCAGCCUCAGCUUUCAUUUGAGGCCCAGCCCUCAACCUAUGAUUCCAGGAGCCUGCCCAAGGGACCAGCCACCCAUAUACCCUUUAAUAUCUAGAGCAUCCUAGGGUGCCUACACACAGGCACACAUGGCAAGUCCCACACCACCCCCCACAAACACUACCAGGCCUUCACGAGGGUUCCAGUGUUGCUAUAGUGCAGACCGGAGUGAAACUUGCUUCCCUUUUUAGGACCCUUUUCCCAGAGAACUCCUUCUCAUGGAGUCCUGUAAGUAAUCCUUUGUAUUCUGAGCACACUUCCAAAAACCUACUAUGGUAGACAUACAAACCCAGGACCAUGGAGAUGAAGAGAGCAUUUCUCCCAACUCUUGGCAGACCUUGUGCCUCCAAGUGAGACUGCUGGGAGAAAGGGAUGUAAACUGGGGUUCCCAAAGGAGUAAGCAAGUUUUCACCCUUCCUUCCCCUUGCCCAAGGCCUACCAAUUACAAAAAACAAAAUCCCUUCCAGCCACAGUAAACCCUAGGCCCAAAUAUCCCAGACUCAAGUACAGACAGCAAGUCCAGGGAGACUGGAAACCAAUCUUUCUUGAGGUAGAGAAAAUUGGCCUGGGCGCCCAAAGCCAGUGUACCAGACCCCUCGGGCAAACAGCAGAUGGCUAGAGAAGGGCACACAGCGUGACAGACCUCUAGUCUCAUGCCAGGUAAGUGGGAUCCCAACCCAACGAGGUAGCAAAGUGGGGAUUAGGUGAAGAGCCACACUAUGGGACCUUGGCUGCUACUGCCAGAGGGUUUGGCUGGGCAGGUGUGGCACUUCAGGAAGUAGAGAAAGGCCAUGUGAAGGGACAGAGACUGGAAUCAAGUAUGUGGAUGCCUUACAUGCUUUGGAAUGCCC
Molecule: messenger RNA, 2534 nt
Organism: Equus quagga
Lineage: Eukaryota; Metazoa; Chordata; Mammalia; Perissodactyla; Equidae
Gene: LRRC75A
Product: leucine rich repeat containing 75A
Exons: 4
Coding region: 9-1046 (345 amino acids)
Source: RefSeq, a predicted model, not a curated record